Caenorhabditis sp. 36 PRJEB53466 is the source of this 752-nucleotide messenger RNA. NCBI's taxonomy places the organism in Eukaryota, Metazoa, Nematoda, Chromadorea, Rhabditida, Rhabditidae. The record is from the annotation of a GenBank genome assembly.
AUGCUCUCAAAUCUUCUUCUUCUUUUGGCUCUUACGACUGGAGUGACUUCUCAGUAUCUGGUAAGUUGAGUCAGUGUCGCUCUAUCGCGAUUCCACGUGAAAUCUCAGCCACGGCCGCCAGCUUUUCCCAUUGAAACGUGUUACGUCGUUCUAGACGUAUGAUAAUUUGUAGGAUAAUGCUAAGUAUAUGCUAAGUCUACCUGUGAUUACGGCUUGGGUACUCCCCGGAAUAAACAGUCGUUUCCGCACAACCCAAAAACGUAACAAAACGAUUCCAGGAAAGCUUUAAGUUCCGUUUCCCAACUGAUGAGGAUUGUGGAAAGGGAACUGGAAAGCGCUCGGUCUUGGAUAACAAAAAGGUUCGAUCCUACAACGAAUUGGACGACGGGGAAGUUGCCAUCUGUUCUCUCGGUUGUGAAUUCGACGGGCUCGGUGGAGUGGAGCAUCAAGAACGGGAAAAUCUGAUGGACUUCGAGUUGCCAAUCGAAUCGGAUACGGAUGAAAUCGCAAAGCGAUUCAUGGAAAAUCUUCCUAAUGUGAGGGUAGAUACUGAUCAGUUUCAAGUUAGUUUCAAGGAAUCUUUACAGUUUACGCCAACUGAAAUGGCUGAGGAGGACCAAGAAGAAGUGAUUGUGAUGAACAGCGGUUUGGAGGACAUCAAGGAGCUUUCGGUAUCCAAAAUGAUGACCCCAUUGGUGUCGAUGAUCGGAGUGGGAAUGAUCAGAAGGAAGGCCAAUGAUAUCAUUGUUUGA